AUGCAGGCCAGUGGCGUGCGGCCUGACGUGAUUGCGUGGAACACCCUCGUCUCCGGCUUCGCGAGAAAUGGUGAUAUUGGUGUUGCGCUCGAUCUAUUUGACGAAAUGCGACUGAGGAGUGUCAAGCCACGGGUCAGUUCUUGGAACUGCAUCAUCUCUGGCUGUGUGCAGAAUGCACGCUAUGAUGAGGCUUUGGGCAUCUUCCUGGAGAUGUGCGAGACUGAGAUGCCCGAUGCAGUCACUAUUGCUAGUAUAUUCAUGGUCGGCUCCGGGAUGAUCUAG
Molecule: messenger RNA, 282 nt
Organism: Triticum turgidum subsp. durum (durum wheat)
Lineage: Eukaryota; Viridiplantae; Streptophyta; Magnoliopsida; Poales; Poaceae
Source: the annotation of a GenBank genome assembly